GGAGGUGUGGUUUGCUCCAUGGAUCUGCUGGCCCUUCCCAGUGUCCCCUCACCUUUGCUGUCUCCAUCAGAAUCUUCCUGGCAGCUGCUGCCAGGUGCUCUCGGUGCCGAGGGCUGUCCGGAUGCUCCUGGAGCUGGAAUGCUGCUAGCACCACGUCCCUCCCAGCCUGGAGCAGGGAUUCACCCACGGGACACAUCUCCGUGCUCCCUUCCUCACCGGAGUCCUCGGACAGCCUGGAAUGGAAGGACUGGGCUCAGCACUCCUGUCUCUUCCCCGCUCCCUAUCCCACCUCUCCAGGAGGAUACAAGCUCCCUGCUACCUUUUCCAUCUCUUCCCAGCCCCAAAAUCCAGCCGGGAGACUCCCAUCCACCUCACCUCCUUGCCACAGCAGCGAGUUCUUCCAUAGCUUUGGCUAAUUUUCCUGCCUUUUCCCCCAAAGUGGGAAAGGCCUGACAAAUCCCAUCUUCCCGUUCCAGGGCGAGGAGGAGGUGGCAGAACUCCACAGCCAUGGGACAGAGAAUUCCCUGGAUAGCUUUGUUUUCUGUUGGGAGCCCGAGCUCAGAGAGAGAAAAAGGCUCCAUGUUGUCCUGCCUGGAAAAGGGAAAACCCCCUGGGGUUAAUUGGGAUCCAGUGUGGAACUGCUCCCGGUUUUCCCAGCGAGCUUGGAUGGGGAUGGCAGUUCCUGGCUUGGGAAACGCUCGCGGCUUUAAUUUCGCCCAGCCCUGAAACCAGGUCACUCACCUGGAAUUCCUGGGACACCGGAGCCGGGAUUUCCUUUCCGGGGGAUCAUCACACGGUGUUCCCGGCACUGCAGAGCCGGCAUUCCCUCAGAGGGAGGGAUUCGGGACAGCGAGCCGGGGGGAGCGCGAGGUCUUUCCUCCCCGGUUCCCGCGGUUCCCGGGACGCCAUGCGGGAUGUUCCCAUGGGAGCGACGCCGGGAUGCGCCAGCGUCGCCAUGGAGAUAACGGGCGCGGGGCGAUGACGUCGCGCCGCGCGCCGGCCGCGAGGCACGCCGGGAGUUGUAGUUCGGCGCGUUCAUGGUAAUGGGAUUCCCUCGGCCCGGGUGCGCAGGGGAGGGAUCAGGCAGGAAUAUCCCAGUUUCCCCCGUACAGGGCUCGCUGCUUCCAGGAGCGUUUUUGAACAACUCAAAUGUGCGCUCAUGUAACGGGGCCAGGAUCAUAGGUGACCCUUCUGAUUAUCCUCAGUGUGGAAUAUUCCCAGGAGAGUGUAGCCUACCGCCCGGGAAUCUGAGCUUCAGCUCGCCUGCGUUACAGGUGCGGGAAUUCCCUGGAAACUCGCAGAAUGACAUAAACAACCUUCAGGAUAAGGACUGAUCUGCCACAGAUCCCACCGCCAGCUGGGAUCCCGCUCCCAUUCCCAGAGCCGUCUUUUGAGUUAGCUCCCGAAGGAAUCCCGCUUUUGGGAAUACCCGGAGGGCCGCGGCUGCGCGGAUCCCAGCCGCCGGGAGGAGCCGCUCAUCCCCGAUCCCCGCCGGAUCCCGCAUCCCGCACCCUGCGCGCGCCCCGCCCCGCGCACGCGCCCGGCGCGCUCCCGCUGCCGCGGCGGAGGAGGAGGAGGAGGAAGAAGGAGAGCAGGAAAAGCGGGAGCGAUGGACAGCGCCGGCAAGGAGCGGGAGGCCGUGCAGCUGAUGGCGGAGGCCGAGAAGCGGGUCAAGGGCUCGCACUCCUUCCUGCGGGGGCUCUUCGGGGGCAACACCCGGGUGGAGGAGGCCUGUGAGAUGUACACCAGGGCUGCCAACAUGUUCAAGAUCGCCAAAAACUGGAGUGCGGCAGGAAAUGCCUUUUGCCAGGCAGCCAAGCUGCACAUGCAGCUCCAGAGCAAGCACGACUCAGCCACCAGCUUUGUGGACGCCGGGAACGCCUACAAAAAAGCAGAUCCGCAAGAGGCCAUCAACUGCUUAAACGCAGCCAUCGAUAUCUACACCGACAUGGGCCGCUUCACCAUCGCUGCCAAGCACCACAUCACCAUCGCUGAGAUCUACGAGGCCGAGCUGGUGGACAUCGAGAAGGCCAUCGCACACUACGAGCAGGCUGCAGAUUACUACAAGGGAGAGGAAUCCAACAGCUCAGCCAACAAAUGUCUGCUGAAGGUGGCGGCCUAUGCAGCGCAGCUGGAGCAGUACCAGAAAGCCAUCGAGAUCUACGAGCAGGUGGGAACAAACACGAUGGAUAACCCUUUGCUCAAGUACAGCGCCAAAGAAUAUUUCUUCAAAGCUGCCCUGUGCCACUUCAUCGUGGAUGAGCUGAAUGCCAAGCUUGCGCUGGAGAAAUACGAAGAAAUGUUCCCGGCUUUCACAGAUUCCCGGGAAUGCAAGCUAUUGAAAAAACUGCUGGAAGCUCAUGAGGAGCAGAACAGCGAGGCCUACACCGAGGCUGUGAAGGAAUUCGACUCCAUCUCGCGGCUGGAUCAGUGGCUCACCACGAUGCUGCUGCGCAUCAAGAAAACCAUCCAGGGCGAGGGCGACGGCGACCUCAAGUGACGCCCGCGGGCCCUUCCCGCCUCCAGCCGAGGACUUUUCGGGAAUUCCCGACCCAAUCCCGCGCUUUCUUUCGUCGCUUCCCACUCCCAUGGCUCACUGUGUUUCUUUAGCCCCCGCUCUGUGGUGACGCUCCGGGCGGAUGCCAGGCAGGAGAAGCCCUUGGAGCGGAAUUCCUCCUUCUCCUCCUCGGGUUUGGUCCCGCUCAUCCCGGUGCCUGCACUCGCAGCUCCCGGUUUUCCUGCUGUUCCGUUGAUUCCAGCAUGUAAAUAUUCCAUCCAGGCCAGCACAGUACAAAUAUGCGCUUCCAGCCCGUUGUGUUCCCAUUUUCCCGUUCCCAAGUGUUGGAUACACUUGGAUUUGGGGGUCUGGAAGUGGUGCUAGGCAGAGGCUUUGGGAAUUGGGAAUAUCCCGCACACCCCCACCACGCCACAGGCAUUCCAGGAGCCUAGGAUCGGUGUCAGCCCUAGGUCCUGGUUGGUUUCCACUUUUCUUGGAUUGAUUUUCCACUUCAGUUCGUGGUGCAUCCCAUCUCUCCACUUCCAAAUAAUUCCACCUGAGGAAGGAUCUAUUUUUGUACCUCACCCUCUGCGUGUGCCGGGCACAAUCCCUAAAUUCCAGCUCCUCGGCUGCAUGCAGGUGUUGAUCCCACAGGAGCCUUGUUGGAAUUCGGGUGGCAGGGGGGGCACAGUUUGCUUGGGAAAAGUUGAAAAAUUCCUGCAGGAAUUGAUGGGUAUGUUGUUACGGAGAGAGGAGUGAGCUGCCUGGUUUUUCAAGGAUGCAUCGGAGGCGUUGGGAACUUGUGCAAUUUGUCACUCUUUGGGAAGAGUGAAGUCAGCAAUUAAGGGCUGUUCUGGAGGCUCCAGGCAGCCCCAGCCCCUCUUUCCUCUGGAAAAGUCAGGUUGGAAUGUUGGGCUUUGGAUAGAGCUUGGCUCGUUGGGCUCUAAAAUUCUGAAAACCAAAAAUCCCGAUCCAUGCCAAAUUCUCCUUGGUUUGGUGUUUUCCCACCCUUCCCAAUCUCUGUUUCCCACAGGUCCUUGUGUUCAUCCCAAACAUCCCAGCCAGAUGGAAAAGCCCGGGCUUGGGAGGCAGCAGGGGGGAUCUCCCAGCUCCAGGCUUGGAAGCACACGGAGUUCAUGCAUUCCCAUCCUUAGGAAUGGCUUUAUCAGGCGUCCAGCACUGUGGGAGCCGGGAUGAGGGGAAGCACAGCUUGGGAGGCUCCACUUUUCCCGGUGUUUUUUCGGUUCUGUUGCCGUUCCCUGUGUCAGUGUUGUAGGACAGGAGGAGCAGGAGGGCUGUUACUCCAUCCCUACACCUGGUAGUUGUGUGUGAGUAGCUCCAGCAUGUCCUCUGCAGUAUCCAUGGUGAAUUGUGACGGUUCCCAGGUGACAAUUCCGCCACUCCCGCUGUAUUCCCGCCCCACCUCCAUCACUCUCUACUCGGAAAACUUAUUUAAGGAAAUGGCCUUAGCAAGAAUAUCAUGUUUGGUGUGACUGUACAUGAAUAAAGUGAAAAUCAUGGAUGGAA
Molecule: messenger RNA, 4024 nt
Organism: Pyrgilauda ruficollis (rufous-necked snowfinch)
Lineage: Eukaryota; Metazoa; Chordata; Aves; Passeriformes; Passeridae
Gene: NAPB
Product: NSF attachment protein beta
Exons: 11
Coding region: 1610-2500 (296 amino acids)
Biological process (GO): synaptic transmission, glutamatergic; SNARE complex disassembly; regulation of synaptic vesicle priming
Cellular component (GO): synaptobrevin 2-SNAP-25-syntaxin-1a complex; vacuolar membrane; terminal bouton
Molecular function (GO): soluble NSF attachment protein activity; syntaxin binding
Source: RefSeq, a predicted model, not a curated record